AUGUCGGUGGUCGGGUCGUUGAUCUUCUGCGUCUACUGCGGCAACCUUCUGGACAACCCGUCGGCCGUGGCCGGCGACCACGUGGCCUGCGCACUGUGCGACGCGCAGUACGACAAGGCCACGUUCUCCAACCUGAAGGUGGUGACCGCCACGGCGGAUGAUGCCUUCCCAUCCGCGCUGCGGGCCAAGCGCAGCGUAGUGAAAACGACGCUGCGCAAGGGCGAGCUCGAGGACGGCGCCACGAUCCGCGAGAAGUGCCCCCAGUGUGGCCACGACGAGAUGCAGUACCACACGCUGCAGCUGCGGUCCGCGGACGAGGGCGCGACGGUGUUCUACACGUGCACGUCGUGCGGUUACCGCUUCCGCACCAACAACUGA
Eremothecium gossypii ATCC 10895 is the source of this 378-nucleotide messenger RNA. It is a transcript of the gene RPA12, whose product is annotated as DNA-directed RNA polymerase I core subunit RPA12. Gene Ontology annotation, biological process: DNA-templated transcription; termination of RNA polymerase I transcription. The transcript has a single exon. Gene Ontology annotation, cellular component: RNA polymerase I complex. Gene Ontology annotation, molecular function: DNA-directed RNA polymerase activity; zinc ion binding; nucleic acid binding. Lineage: Eukaryota; Fungi; Ascomycota; Saccharomycetes; Saccharomycetales; Saccharomycetaceae. The coding region runs from base 1 to 378 and encodes 125 amino acids. The record is from RefSeq and is marked provisional.